This is a messenger RNA of Cornus florida, 1736 nucleotides long. RefSeq lists its product as uncharacterized. The record is from RefSeq and is a predicted model, not a curated record. The coding region runs from base 378 to 1193 and encodes 271 amino acids. NCBI's taxonomy places the organism in Eukaryota, Viridiplantae, Streptophyta, Magnoliopsida, Cornales, Cornaceae. The transcript has 3 exons.
UCUGACUUUCUAACCCGAAAUUUAAGUUCGAAUUGUAAACCCGAGUUCAAAAAAAAAAAAGAAAAAAAAAAAAGAGAUGAACUUGGGUUUAAUAGCUAGGGUUGAAUAUAGAGUUAAGUUUAAGAUCGGAUUGAAUGUAAGGUUAGGAUUGGACUCGAUUGAACAUUUUAUAUAUUGAGUUGCUCCAGUUCGCUUGAGUUGCAGCCUAAUUUAAAUCUACCGGGUCUAACAAUUUUCGAGAAAAAAAUGGGGAAGGGGCGGCGCAGAUUAGGCUAAGUUAUUAUACUUACAACUCGCUCGAGUUCCACAGUUAUAGGGAAAAAAAAGGAGAAAGGAAGGGCGGCGUUUGUAAGUCACAAGGCGCGUUGGAGUUUUGUAUGCCUCCCACCCCAACCAAAAAAGGAAAAGAAAAACCUACACCCUUCCCAUCUCUCUCACCCAAAAACUUGCAACAAAAGCUCUAUACCCAUUUUCUCUCACACCCGAAAGCCCUAGAUGCAACAAUGGCAUUAAGCUACUCCCUCUCACACCGAAAAACCCUAGAUGCAACAAUGGCAUUAAGCUACUCCCUCUCACACCGAAAAACCCUAGAUGCAACAAUGGCAUUAAGAGCUCUCAACACAAUCUACUCGAAGCUCCUCUCUCGAAUGGCUGUUUGUUCCCUCCGCACAUUCGCUCCCAUCAACUCCAAUUCCGAAUCAGAUAUUCCAACUAAUAAUUCGGAUUCGGACUUACGUUCAAAACAACUUCCUCAUGCCGAAGGUAAGAAAAACAGAGCAUUCAAUCGAUUUAUGAAAGACGGGUCAACGUUCCCCCGCAAGGUGUUGAACGACGACGAGAAAUAUGCGAGGAUGGACAUGCCGGUGACCCGGAAGCAAGGGCUGAAACUGCUGGUUGCAGACAACUCUCUGAAUGCCUUGGAAGAGGUGGAUGAUGAUCCUCUGUCCGUGGAGGAGUACCGAAUGAGUUACUUCGGCAACAUCGAUCUUCCUCAGAGCCUCUACAAGAUGGGAAAUAUCGUAACGGAGCUCAAGGACAUUGCGUUUAGCUUGAAAGAAUCCUUCAUCGAAUGGUGCGUGCCAUUUACAUCAAGGAAGGAAAUUUUCCAAACAUUGACAAUUUUAUUGCAAGUUCUGUAUCUUUUAUCAACGAAGGAAAUUUUAAAAGCAUCCACAAUUGCAUCCCCAAUUUAGUCGUUUUAGGGGCACCAUGGUAUUUGCUGUCAGUGGACUGGUAUGUAUCGUGCUGGAAAUCAUAUUGCAAAAAAGAUUUUAGCCCUACAAAAUGCCUUCUUAAUUAUUUGGAAAACUGGAAUGUGACGCUCUUGACCAUGACGAGGAUUGCAAGAAUUGGGCCAAUAGUACAAACGUUUUUAAGAGUUGGAUCCUGACAAUCAUGAUCACUUUCAAGUAUGUAAUAUUUUAAAAAUGCAGUGACAAAAAGUGGUCUCCUCAAAGUUUCUUGAAAAGUCGGUUGGGUUUCCAAAACUUUAGGAAUGUUUUCUCCAAUUUUUAUUACUGGUAUCCACAAACAACGAGGUUGUCUUUAUUUCAUUAUUAGCAAUUAGCAUCAGUUCUGUAUCCAUUUUGAAAGUAAUAAUUCUCGUUCCAUAAAACUUAAAUGUGGAACGUCCCAAUGUAAAUUUAUCAUAUUAGGUGCAUCCAGCAUGAAUAAUCGGCUAAUUAUUUGUUUGUAUCUUAUCAUCAUCGAAUGAAAUGAUUAUAUAUGUUUGGAUA